AUGCCGAUCCAUAAUAGCUCCCCAAGGGCUUUAUUCAAGUCUUUGCCACUAUUAUCACGCCAUCGCGUCGCUUGGAAACCCUCAAUUACUGAUCUCUCGAGAAAAUUCACAACUCGCAAACGAACACGUCAGUAUCCAGAAUCUACUCUGAGGAAACCCAGACGGGUACCUCUGACGCCAGAGCAGCUGGAUUAUCUUUCUGCAGCGAUUCGUGUGAACCAAACAGGAGAAUUAGGCGCCGUCCUAAUAUACGCCGCCCAGACUCCCAUUCUGGUGAACCAACAUCCAGAGCUGCGACAGCUCAUGCAGCACAUGUAUGAUCAAGAAGCUGGUCAUCAAAGCACCUUCAACAAUCUGCUAACUAAACAUCGAAUCCGCCCAACUGUUAUGUAUCCUUUGUGGCAGGUCCUUGCAACUGGGCUUGGAUGGGCAACGGCAAUGAUGGGAAAGGAAGCUGCUAUGGCAUGCACUGAAGCUGUCGAGACUGAGAUUGGUACUCAUUACAAUGAACAAGUCCAAGAGGUGAUCAAAAUUAUACAGGGCUGGGAGCAAGAAGGCUACGACACGGGACCUGAGAUUCUUGAAUUACUUCAGACGCUGCGUCGUAUUCGGGACGAGGAGCUAGAGCAUCUGGACCAUGCGGUUGACCAUGACUCGAAGAAAGCGCCACUGCAUGACUUACUGACCGGCUUUGUCCGAGCGUCGUGUAGAGGAGCAAUUCUUGUAAGCAAGUGGAUUUAA
Molecule: messenger RNA, 741 nt
Organism: Fusarium oxysporum Fo47
Lineage: Eukaryota; Fungi; Ascomycota; Sordariomycetes; Hypocreales; Nectriaceae
Product: ubiquinone biosynthesis protein COQ7
Exons: 2
Coding region: 1-741 (246 amino acids)
Biological process (GO): ubiquinone biosynthetic process
Cellular component (GO): mitochondrial inner membrane
Molecular function (GO): 3-demethoxyubiquinol 3-hydroxylase activity
Source: RefSeq, a predicted model, not a curated record